AUGAAGUUGGCACCUUCGACGGCGCCGGUGGUGCUGAAGGCCCAGCACGAGCCGCAGAUGCCCUGCGAGAAAAAGGAAGACGGAGAAGAGGAGAGAUAUCAGAGACGGGGGGGGAAUGGAGGGGGAAGAGGAUGGAACUGGGAAAGACCUGCAUCUUGA
Molecule: messenger RNA, 159 nt
Organism: Spirodela intermedia
Lineage: Eukaryota; Viridiplantae; Streptophyta; Magnoliopsida; Alismatales; Araceae
Source: the annotation of a GenBank genome assembly